CAAUAUUCACUUCAGGAGACUGCCAAUCGUGUUCUCGUCCUCUUCUUCAGCAGAGCGGCUCUCGUGGCACUCGUUCCCCAGUAGCUCGCGGCCUCGGUGACUCCCUUUCUCCCUCCCUUACCCUCACUCCAUCGCCGGCGCCGCUGCCUCUCCCCGCCUCACGCCCACUCGGCUUCUUCCUCGCAGCUCUCUAGCUGUCUCAUCUCCUGUUCAAUUACCGACUCUCCACUUCUACUUUCCCUCUCCGCCCAUCGUAGUUUGACUUUCAUUCUGAGUCCGUCGUUCUCGAUCCGGUCUCCUCACUUCUCAAGACCUUAGCGUUCACUCUCCAUUCGUCUCGCUGGUCUCCCUCUCUUUGUUCAUUAACAGCAUUUCUUCCUCGGUGUCUUCUCUUUGCUCUUUGUCCGUCUCCCUCAACUCAGCAGGCGGGGCUUUCGUUGAUGGCUGAUAAUGAUAGAUAGACGGACAGAGGAUAAUUUGAAUUGAAUUGUUGGGUGUGUGACAAGUGCCCCUAUGAUUUAUUUAAGCGGCAAUUCUAUGGCAAGUGGGCAAUUCCAGAAGGUUCUGGAUAUGUUGUAGAUGAUUGUUUUGAGGGGUAUGUUAAUGUGUGGGAAAAAAGAUGAUGUGGGGAGAGGAAAUCUUGAAUACUGUCAUUUAAUUUUAAUUCAGGAGGAAGGGAGAGAGAGGAAAGGGUUCUUUGAUUGUGUAGUGAAAUGGUGACCUACCUGGUGAAAUUUCUAAGGAAACACCCGGCCUGUCAUUUUAUGUGUGUUCGAUCAAAAGUGACAUCUUCCCAGUAUGUAGCUUCUAGAGCCAGAGACCCCACGUUUGAGAAGCUGAUGGACAAGUACAAGAACCUUCUCAAAGUCAUUGCAAUUCAGGAUCUUAUCCUUGCAAACCCAAGGAAGCAGUCUGUCUCAGUUGAAUUUCUCUCCAGACUCUCCCAAAAGCUCCAUCUAAAUCGGGGUGCCAUGGCAUUUCUCUCCGCAAGUACCCCUCAUAUUUUCCACAUUUUUUAUGAACGUAAGUCCCAACCAUUUUGCAAAUUAACCGAUGCUGCUCUUGAAAUUUCCUGUCAGGAAGCAAUGGCCAUCAAUGCUUCAAUACCCAAUGUUGUUGAUAGGUUGGUCCGGAUACUGUUCAUGUCUGCAUCAAUGGUACCUCUUCGUGCUAUUUUCAAGGUUUGGCGGGAACUUGGGCUUCCUGAUGAUUUUGAGGACUCAGUAAUUUCUCAAAAUCCUUAUCUUUUCCAACUGUGCGAUGCUGAUGAACCAAAUACUCAUUUACUGAAACUGGUUGGUGCUUCCUGACAACAAUUUACAGCAGCUGUUGAGAAUUGGAGGGUUGUUGAUGCUGCAAAGAAGAUGCAAGCUUGAUCGAAUCGAAUGGAAAUGCAGUUCAGUUUGUCUGGAAUGAUGGCUUCAGAAAACGAGCUGUCCUCAAUCGUUCAUGAAUUUCAUUUGACAGUGGAGAAGAUGAUUGAAGUAGAGAAGAUGAGCCAGUUCAAGAAAAUGGUUUGGAUUGACUUGAACUAAGGGAUUUUGUUCCUGGAUCACCCGGGUAUUCUAUUGUCAACUAAGGGAAAACGGCACACUGUAUUUGAGGAAGCUUAUGAGAGAGGGUGUUUGGUUGAACCAAAUCCCAUAUAUGAGGCAAGGAGAAGGCUUCUUGAUCUUGUUGUUUUAGGGCGUAGGGGUCUACCUGCUGUUAUUCCAGUACCAGGAUCAAAGCAGUAGCAACGAAAAUGAAGAAGAAAGACAAGACUCAUAAUCACCUUGACCGGAGCUUUAAUGACACUUGAAACAAGAACCAUGUUCUAUUUGCCAUGUCACUUGACUUCCUUUCAUGUUUAUGUUCGUCCUGCUGCUGCUACAAGCUCUUGGAUGGCGAUCAAAGGGAAGACUUCUCU
This is a messenger RNA of Prosopis cineraria, 1909 nucleotides long. RefSeq names its product protein ROOT PRIMORDIUM DEFECTIVE 1. NCBI's taxonomy places the organism in Eukaryota, Viridiplantae, Streptophyta, Magnoliopsida, Fabales, Fabaceae. The record is from RefSeq and is a predicted model, not a curated record. Gene Ontology annotation, molecular function: RNA binding.